Molecule: messenger RNA, 2571 nt
Organism: Penicillium angulare
Lineage: Eukaryota; Fungi; Ascomycota; Eurotiomycetes; Eurotiales; Aspergillaceae
Product: cell division control 45 family protein
Exons: 2
Coding region: 1-2571 (856 amino acids)
Biological process (GO): double-strand break repair via break-induced replication; DNA replication initiation; mitotic DNA replication preinitiation complex assembly
Cellular component (GO): DNA replication preinitiation complex
Molecular function (GO): chromatin binding; DNA replication origin binding; single-stranded DNA binding
Source: RefSeq, a predicted model, not a curated record
AUGUAUCUUCCGCGCCAGCUCAUCUCACACCUAUACCUCCAACUUCUCCGAUCUCAUCACCCGCUCUCCCCGCCGGUCCUAAUUCUCGUUGCUCUCGAACCCGACGCGCUAUGUGCCUGCCGGAUCCUUACUGCAUUAUUAAAACGCGACUAUAUCCCGCAUAAGAUCCAACCUGUCGCCGGUUAUGGCGACCUCGCACGCGCUGGACAGGAGCUGAUCCAGCCAAUGCAGACUACCAAUGGUGGGAGCGGAGGAGUGGUCGUGUGUCUGGGCGUUGGUGGGCUAGUCGACUUGGCGGAGAUUCUUGCGCUUAGCAAUCCCGACGAAGAGGUGGAGGAUAUGGGUGGUGUUGAGAUUUGGGUCUUUGACGCGCGCCGACCAUGGAAUCUGGGUAAUGUCUUUGGUGGACAGGCUGGUGCCAGCUCGGCAAUGGCGGAGAUUAAUAGCAAUGCACGACGACGUGGGCGUGGAGUAGACAAAGGAUGUAUUACUCCUGCUUACUCGUCGAAAAAUGGUGGGAUUGUCGUGUUUGAUGAUGGUGACAUCGAGGGGGAUCUCAACUCUGAACGCGAGGCAUACUAUGCUCUUUUGGAAAUGCCCGAGAUUGAUGAGGAUGAUGAAAGUGACGAUGGAUCUACGGGUGGUAUGGAUGAUGAUGACGAGACACUUCCUGGCUCUAAAAAGCGAAAAUCAUGGUCUGGCCGUGAGGACGAGGACGACUCCGAUGAGGAAGACGGACCCCCGCGCCAGCGAAAACGCAGCAACUCGGGCUCUUCAUUUGUCACAUCACCAAGCCGGCGAAGGAGAAAUGGCAUCAACUCAUCUAAUUCAUCCCGUUCCGUAACACCUACUAGCGAUUCGCCAUCCCCAGCGGAGACAAAUCAGCCCUCGGCACGGUCACUAAAGCAACGCUUGGUUCGACUUAAGAAAAAACACGAGAUUGUCCUACAAUCUUACUACGCUUCGGGAACAUCAUAUUCAGAGCCAAUAUCCUCUCUUGUCUACUCGCUAGCAUCUGAACUUGGCCGCGAAGAUAAUGACCUUUUAUGGCUUGCGAUUGUCGGCGUUUCUAGCUUGGAACUCAGUGGUCGGUCCAUGACUGGCGUGGGAAUUUCCAAUUCCUUGGAAUCGGGAGGUUCAGCAGGUUGGGGUGGACAACGUGGAGAACAUAUUCGUCAAAUCUUCCGAGACGAAGUGCACCGUCUCAAUCCACCAGACCCCAUGGAGCGAGAUCGAGAUAUUAGGGGAGAAAUCAAUGGUGUCAUUCCUACAACUGCCAGAUCUCCGACAGACACUACAAUUCGUCUUUCUCCGGAACCGCGGUUCUUACUCGUUCGGCAUUGGUCUCUCUACGAAAGCAUGCUGCACAGUCCCUAUCUUGCCCCAAGGCUUCAUGUAUGGACUGAAAACGGCCGGAAACGACUUCACAAACUUCUCGCAAAAAUGGGUAUCAGUCUAACUCAAUGCCAUCAAUACUAUACGCAUAUGGAUAUGGAGCUGAAGCGGGUACUUCGGGGACGAUUGCUCAAAUAUGCCCCAAUGUAUGGCUUGGACGGCUUAGUUCCUCCAGAGCCUUCCGGGCAUUCUAGUUCGCGUGAAGGCUGGGGUUUUGUUCGAUGCUGGGGCUGGAAAGCCUGCCUAUCUGCUACGGACAUUGGUGUCAUUCUAGGUGCUAUGCUUGAAGUUGGCCCACAUGAUGCCGCUGCUCCCUGGGAUGUCAAGCGUCUCCCUCGGCCACAGGGAUCAAACAAUGAUGCCGGAGAUGGUGGUGCCCCUGGAGAAUCCGAUCAGGCUAGCUUACUGCCUCGCUUUUGGAGCGCAUAUGACGCUCUUUCGCUUACUUCAGAGUCGCCGACCCUACUUAUGGAGGCAUUGCCUCUAGCUCAACAUCUUCAUCGUGCCAUUCUUCGUACUGGUACCUCCUUGCUAUCAAAGCACCAAAUCCGACAUUUGAGAGCUUUUCGCAUUGCAGUUGUCAAAGACGGCCCUGAUGUGAAGCUUUUCACCAACCCUGGGGCUUUAACUAAGCUAGCUUUGUGGAUUGCAGAAGCCAUUCGGGUACAAGAGCGUGAAAAGGGAGACGCUGUGAAGAUUGGACGAAAGCGAGCCGCUGGAACUCCCCUUGUCCUUGCUGGACUAGAUGAGGAUCGGGAUCUAUACGUGGUAGUGGGCACCGGAGGUGGUGGCGGUGUUGUCGACUUUGCGGCCAUGUCAAAGCGGCAAGAAGCGCGACGUAAGAAAAAGGAACUCAAAGAUAAAAAGCAAAAGGAGAAAGAUGAGCGUCGAACUCAGCGCGCCGCCGAGCGCGCCGAACGAGAGGACGGAGAAGAUAUUGAUGAAGAAUCUGAAGAAUCCGAGUCGUCGUCGGAGUCCGAAUCUGAAGACGAAGAAGACCCACACAGCAAGAAACACCUACUACGCAACCGCUUCGGUAUCGCCUUCCAAGAAGUGGUCCAGGAGACCAAUGCGCGUGUCCGAAUCGACAGCUUCGAACACUGUGUCGUCGAGGUGGCCAAGGAUGACCUUGGUGGCUUCUUAGAAGCGCUGAGCUUCCGAAGUGUGGUGGGCUAA